Ictidomys tridecemlineatus (thirteen-lined ground squirrel) is the source of this 966-nucleotide messenger RNA. NCBI's taxonomy places the organism in Eukaryota, Metazoa, Chordata, Mammalia, Rodentia, Sciuridae. The record is from RefSeq and is a predicted model, not a curated record.
AUGAGCAUCCAGUCUCCACCCAGACUCCUGGAGCUGGCAGGUAACAGCCUGCUGAGUGAAAAGUACACGGCUGUCCUGGAUCUGGAGGACCUGCCCAUAGAGCUUUUUCCACCACUCUUUGUGGAGGCCUUCAGCAGGGGACACACAGAGGUUCUGAAGAAAAUGGUGCAAGACUGGCCCUUCACCCGCCUGCUCCUAGGGGCCCUGAUGAGGAAGCCACAGCUGGAGAUGAUCCGAAUGGCACUGGAUAGGCUGGACAUGCUGCUUGUCCAGCAGGAUCGCCCCACGAGGUGGAAACUGCAGGUGCUGGAUUUGUGGAAUAUUCCCCAGAACUUCUGGAGGAUGUGGUCUGGAGCCAUGGUUGAUGCCUGCUCACCAGAGGCAAUGAAGAAGAAUCAAACAUUGAAACUUUGUCCAACAAUGGCAGCUUAGAUGCCCUUGAAGGUAGUCAUAGACUUGUGCUUCAAAGAAGGACCCCUGGAUGAAUUUCUGACCCACUUGUUCCUGUGCUUCACACAGAGAAGGAAAAGGCUGCACCUGUAUUGCAAUAGGCUGAAGAUCUUUGGGAAACUCACCAGCCACACCAGGAAGGUCCUGAGACUGCUGCAGCUGAACUCUGUCCAGAAGGUGGAAGUGCACUGCACCUGGGUGCCCUCCACCUUGGCUGCUUAUGCUCCUUUCUUGGGCCAGAUGAGGAACCUGAAGAUUGAGAAUCUGGACUUUGAAGCUUGUGGCAUCACUGACUCCCAGCAUCAGGCCCUUAUGCCUGCCCUGAGCCACUGCUCCCAGCUUGUGAUCUUGAGCUUCCAUGGGAACCACCUCUCUAUGUCAUCCCUGAGGGACCUGAUGGUUCACACUGCCAGGCUGAGCCAAUUGAGCAUAGAGCUGUACCCUGCCCCUCUGGAGAGUUAUGAUGCCAGGGUACCAUCCACCCAGGGAGCUCACAGCAAUACUGAAGGACUUUAG